Chironomus riparius is the source of this 275-nucleotide messenger RNA. The record is from the annotation of a GenBank genome assembly. Lineage: Eukaryota; Metazoa; Arthropoda; Insecta; Diptera; Chironomidae.
UGGAUUAAAAAUUGAUUAAUUUAGGAGUAAAACAACUGACCAUAGUUUUUCAAGAAAGUUGUCAAUCUGAAGUUAUGCGCUAUAAUCUUGCAAACUCGGAUUCCCAAGUUUACACAACACUCUUCUGUGCAUGCAAAUUUUCACAAGCUGACUUUCAAAAUUUCUAUUUAUAGAUUUCAGAAUCCGAUUAUCAUACAAAUUCAGUUAACAUUAAAAACUUUGUCUCACAUAAAUGCGAACACACACACAGGAUAAAGGAAUCAGGAUUAUUCAGG